Alnus glutinosa is the source of this 1942-nucleotide messenger RNA. Its product is annotated as putative F-box/LRR-repeat protein At3g18150. The transcript has 3 exons. Gene Ontology annotation, molecular function: protein binding. The record is from RefSeq and is a predicted model, not a curated record. NCBI's taxonomy places the organism in Eukaryota, Viridiplantae, Streptophyta, Magnoliopsida, Fagales, Betulaceae. Bases 190 to 1731 code for a protein of 513 amino acids.
CAGACACUCUUGUCAGUCAGAGGUAUCCAGCAAGUCUUGAAAAAUCCUAGGCAUAUCUUCGUUGCUGGUUCAUUCAACAAUAUAUAAAACUAUUUUUUCUGUUCAUAAACGCAUAUCUUCUGUGAUUUUAGUUGAAAAAAGAAGGAAGAAGAAGAAGAAGCAUUCUGGGGCAAAUUUGUGUGGUGAGUUAUGGAUGGGAUAAAUUCUGUUGAGAGCAGUGGUUGUAAAAAUGGCGGGGAAGAGGAAAACGAUAGGAUUACUGAAAUGCCAGACUGCAUCCUUGCUCACAUCCUUUCGUUUCUGCCAACAGAGGAUGUUGUGAAGAUGGUUCUUGUGCCAAGAUUUAGACAUUGCUGGACUUUGAUUCGCAGUCUCUCUUUUUCUUGUCCCCAAGAUGAGGAGUAUUAUUAUGAUUAUGAUGGUAUUUUUCCUGCUUUUGACGAGAGAGUCUUGAAUCUGAUUGAAAAUGUCUUGAUUCGUCACGAGAGUUCCACCAUUGAUGACUUCAGUGUCAGGUUCAAGUACAAUAACGGAUUGUCUGAUGAAGACCCUGAUAGAGCGAGUAAAAAAAAGACCAUGGCAAAGAGAAUUCGGACCUGGGUUCGUUUUGCAGUUACCAAAAAAGUGAAGGUUCUUGAUCUUGAUUUAGUGGGAGGUUCUUGUACUCUUGGAGGUUGUUCUACAGAGCUGGAAGUGAAUUACAAGUUACCUGAUUUUGUUCUUAGCAGUGAUCAUCUAACAGAGCUCAAGUUGGUUGCCUGUGCCAUCAGACCAAGAGGGCAUAUUCAGUUAAAAUCACUGAAAAAGUUAUCGCUUAGGGAAAUAAUUUUGAGUGAGAAGAUAAUGGAUGAAGUCAUGAAUGGCUGCCCCUUGCUUGAGGAAUUGUCUCUUACAGAUUGUUCUGGUCUUCGUAAAUUGAAUGUUACUAACCCCAAUGUCAAGAGGUUGGUCCUUCUCUUUUAUAAAAAGCCACAUGAGAGGCUAGAGAUAUCCUGUCCUAAUGUUGUAUCAUUGGAUAUUGAUGGGUCAUUAGAAAAUGCUCAUUUGGAAGAUGUAUCUUCUUCUCUUGUUGAUGCAUCCCUUUCCUUCAAUUACUCUUUGAAAGGUGCGCUUAUGAAGUAUGACGGGGUCAGAAUGCUUCUCAAGAAGCUUGGGAACACCCAGAGUUUUGCACCAUGCCGUUUUUGUAUUCUGGUGUUGACGAUAUGGAAGUUGACAAAUCAGCCAUGUCCAUCCUUCAGCUGGAAGUUUCUAGUACUCAAAAUUUGUCUGUCAAAGUGGCACCUCCCUGGGAUUUUUACCUUAUUGAGAAAUUCUCAUUGCUUGGAAACUCUGACUAUUUAUGUCUUCCGUGGAUCAACUGAUAUGUACCUGCUCCAGAACCGUGAAGCACGAUGGGUUCACGCGUAUGAUUUUGAUGGUGGAAACUACUGGAAUUUGGAGGAGGCCAGUUUCCAUUGUCUGAAACACCACCUCAGAACUAUAAGUAUAUAUGGAUACGUAACAGAGCCGUACAUGAUUGAACUAGUAGAGUUUCUGCUUAAAAAUGCAAUGGUCUUAGAGACGAUGGUGAUUUCAACCAAGAAAUCACCUUUUCAUGGAGAUGAAAUCCGCCCUGGUUAUAUUCCUCCGCCCAUGGAUCGCUUCACUUCAGAGGAACUACUUGAAUUUUCUCAGAAGUUGUUAACCUUCCCCAGAGCCUCUACUCGUGCAGUUAUUCAUUUUUCAUGAUGAAUGUUACCAUGAUUCUACUGCAGUCUGCAUAAGUGCAAUUUUAUUUUUUUUUCCUUUUGUUCCAGCCUUUGCUUUUAUUGACUUGUUUAGUAUAUAUAUGUUUGUGAUACAAAAUGUGUUUCCCCUUUUCAGUCAGGUAAUUGCUUUUACAUUUUGCAACACUGAUGAUAGGUUUGUAAGUAUUUGAUCUCGUUUCCCUUUUUGCAUC